AGAACUGUUGAUCCAGAGGGAGAGAGAGGGAGGGAAGAGAGCUUGAAAGGGAAAUGGAGGGUUCUUUCCAUUCCAUCUCUCCUCGAUUCUUCUUCUCCUCCUUCCAAGAAUCCCAAAUCCACGACAGAUAAACCGGAUUAAAACUUCAAAUCGAGAAAGAUUUGAUGGAUUGAAGCUUAAGUAGGUCAUUUUGGGCAUUUCUUUAAAACGAGGUUGGCUUCAAGGAACUAUUCCUGUGGUGGGGAACCUGACUAGCUUCUAUGGUUGUGUUUGUGGCUGAGGGUAUCCUUACCAUGGUUCUUGCUCUACAAAUCUAGUCAGGCUCUUUUUGCCAUCACCAUGUGGAGUUUUGCUUCCAAUGCUAUAGCUGGAAGCAUAGGCCCAAAGAACAACUCUGCAAAGCCAAAUCAAGCUUGUUCUGAAUGCUCAGAUGAUGAUGUUUCGUCAAGCACUAGCAGAGAAGAAGGCCUGGAAUGCCCGAUAUGUAUGGAAUCCUUCAAUAUUGUUGAGAAUGUACCCUACGUGUUAUGGUGCGGUCACACCCUCUGCAAGAACUGUGUCCUGGGACUCCAAUGGGCCAUUGUGAAAUUCCCCUCUCCGAUCCAGCUACCACUCUUCAUCUCUUGCCCAUGGUGUCACUUAUUAUCAUUUCGGCUGGUGUACAAAGGGCAUCUUAUGUUUCCACGAAAGAACUUUUUCCUACUCUGGAUGGUUGAGAGCAUGAAUGGCGACAGGGUGAAGUCUGAUUCUGCUUUUUGUGGAGACCAUCAAGGGGGUUGGUCUUCAAGCAAUGGGCCAUCCAUCAGGAAUCAAGCUAGUGACAGUAACUUCAGAAGGGCUUCAUAUGAGCAUCCCGAGCGGUCGGGGGACCCGAAUCAUGCUAGCCUUGUUGCAGAUUACUUUAAUGUAGGAAGGCUCCACGAUUCUCUGCGUAAGUCGCUGGUUUUCUUUGUUAACUUGACAACGAAGUUCCCUUUGGUCAUCAUAUUCCUCCUGAUCGUCUUGUAUGCAAUACCUGCCAGUGCUGCCAUCAUGGCUCUGUACAUCCUUGUUACUGUUCUGUUUGCCUUGCCAUCCUUUCUGAUGCUGUACUUUGCGUACCCUAGUCUGGACUGGCUGGUGAGAGAAAUCAUCACUUGAAAUGCCCCCUGUGAAUAGAAAAGUUGGCUACUCCAAUUCCCCUCAACCCAUUGAUUCUCUUCAUUUCUCUAUCAGCAAAGGUGUAAUUCGACGAAAUCCCCAAUUUCGAGGCUAAUCCCACUGUUCUGUGGGCAGCUGAAAAUUCUUAAUUUUGCUGGCAUUUGCAUCUUAUCAUUGCCCUCUGUGCUGAUAAUCAGCUCAGGUAUGGUGGAAUUUGGCUUCUACGUUGAUGGUGAUGAAGGAUCUAAGAGUCAGUGAAUCCUACAAGUUCGUUAUCGAGAUUGGCUGUUGUGGUUGCAGCAAGGUCCGAAGGGUUGAGUCUUAUAUUGCUUUACCAAGUGGUUUACUGUGCAUAAGCAAAGUGCUUGCUUCUGAGUAUCUUAGUCUGUCAUUUCUAGUAAGGCUUUCAUGGAUUUAUGAUUUUAAUCUUUAGCAAGUGGGUAUAUAUGUUCUUUUUUC
Molecule: messenger RNA, 1599 nt
Organism: Magnolia sinica
Lineage: Eukaryota; Viridiplantae; Streptophyta; Magnoliopsida; Magnoliales; Magnoliaceae
Exons: 3
Coding region: 340-1140 (266 amino acids)
Source: RefSeq, a predicted model, not a curated record